This is a messenger RNA of Brassica oleracea var. oleracea, 1038 nucleotides long. RefSeq names its product serine/threonine-protein kinase Aurora-3-like. Gene Ontology annotation, biological process: regulation of cytokinesis; protein phosphorylation; mitotic spindle organization. The record is from RefSeq and is a predicted model, not a curated record. Gene Ontology annotation, cellular component: chromosome passenger complex; spindle pole centrosome; spindle midzone. Bases 89 to 949 code for a protein of 286 amino acids. Gene Ontology annotation, molecular function: ATP binding; protein kinase activity. The transcript is spliced from 6 exons. NCBI's taxonomy places the organism in Eukaryota, Viridiplantae, Streptophyta, Magnoliopsida, Brassicales, Brassicaceae.
CUCUUUAUCACUCCAUCUUCCCCUUCCAAUCACGCUCUCUUCCCCUCUCUCUCUCUCUCCUCGUCGUCGAGUCACGUCGAUCGGAGAAAUGAGUAAGAAACCGGAAGAAGAUCCUUACGUUCGCGAUCCAGAGAAGCCAUUCUCCCUCGCGGAUUUCGAGAUCGGGAGACCGUUAGGUAAAGGCAAAUUCGGCAGAGUCUAUCUCGCUCGCGAAGUCAAGAGCCACUUCGUGGUGGCGUUGAAAGUGAUAUUCAAGGAACAGAUCGAGAAAUACAAACUCCACCACCAGCUAAGGAGAGAGAUGGAGAUCCAAACGAGCCUAAGGCACCCGAACAUCCUCCGCCUCUUCGGCUGGUUCGACGACGACGAGCGGAUCUUCUUGAUCCUCGAGUACGCUCACGGCGGUGAGCUCUACGGUCUCCUCAAAGAGAACGGUCAUCUCACCGAACAACAAGCCGCCACUUACAUUUCAAGUCUUAGUCAAGCACUGGCUUAUUGUCAUGGAAAGUGUGUGAUUCACAGAGAUAUCAAACCUGAAAACCUUUUGCUUGAUCAUGAGGGAAGGUUGAAGAUUGCUGAUUUUGGGUGGUCAGUGCAGUCGAGUAACAAGAGGAAGACAAUGUGUGGGACUUUAGAUUACUUAGCACCUGAGAUGGUUGAGAACAAAGAUCACGAUCAUGCUGUUGAUAACUGGACUUUAGGGAUACUGUGUUACGAGUUUCUCUAUGGUAACCCUCCCUUUGAAGCCGAGAGUCAGAAAGAUACGUUCAAGAGAAUUGUUAAGGUCGAUCUGAGUUUUCCUGAUAAUCCAAAUGUCUCAGCAGAAGCUAAGAAUCUAAUCAGUCAGCUUCUUGUUAAGGAUCCUUCCAAAAGACUCUCUCUUACGAAGAUCAUGCAACACCCGUGGAUCGUCAAGAACGCAGAUCCUAAAGGUGUGUGCCUCAUUUGAAGUGUGCUUAUUAUAUGUAAUCUAACGUUGUGGGAAGAAAGUCUUAGAAGUUCAGAGAACGCACAUUUUCUUGAUGUAUGUUUGUCUCA